This is a messenger RNA of Monodelphis domestica (gray short-tailed opossum), 937 nucleotides long. Lineage: Eukaryota; Metazoa; Chordata; Mammalia; Didelphimorphia; Didelphidae. The record is from RefSeq and is a predicted model, not a curated record.
UCUUGACGGCUCCCUGAAUCCAACAGCCCUGUGGAAGAGAGAGGCUGCUAAGACACCAUGAAUUCUAUACUUGGUGUUCUCCUCACCUGGACUAUCGUUAUGACAUCUUGUGAUGCUCAGUGCUACCUUACUCAGUUGGAGAUCACUCUAGGGAGUCAACCAGAAGGUUGCAAGGAUGCUCAUGGUGUAUUGAAGCAGUUCAACACUAAAUGGAAAACUGAUGAUUGUCAGUCCUGUGAAUGUACUGACCAAGGAACAGAGUGCUGUAGCCUUGUGAAGAAACCUUUUUUAUAUGACAAAAAUAAAUGCCAGGAAGUUUUCCACAAGGAGAAUUGUACUUACACUGUUGUAGAGAAAGAAAAUCCCCUUAAACCCUGUGAAGUGUUAGGAUAUAUUGGUUAAUAAUUCCACGUCCUGUUUUUGCUGCCGAAGUCAUCACCUCCCAGUGGAACUUGUCAUCACUUCAAACAAUGAUGCUUUCCUUGGAAUUCAGAACAACAGGGGGCUGUGAGCCAUGUGGGCAGGACCUUGGACUUCCAUUCUCCUGAAGGCCUUGUAAGGUCUCAGGCACCCUGAUUCCACCACAAAGUGUCUCCUCUCUGACUCCUGAAGUCCUUUAAGCACCCAAGUUGUGGAUAUUCCUCCUGUAACCUGUUGUCUAAUGAAUAUCUAAAGAAAAUAUAUGUUCCUCUAGCAUCAAAUGGAAUCCUGCUCUUUUCCUUCCUAGCAACCGACAUCCAAACUCAUUAUGGUUGUGGGAGCUUUUCUUUAUAGUCUUUCUCUGAGGCAAUCCCUAGGAUGUACUCUUUGGGGCUCAAAGGCUGAAUGAGUUUUUUUUUUUGUAUCUACUCACCUCCCAGAUCUGUGUUUGAUAAUCCCUUCACCACAGUUCUGGAAGAAUAAAAAUUCCAAAUAAUCAAAGAGGAAAUAGGUCUGA